This is a messenger RNA of Spirometra erinaceieuropaei, 900 nucleotides long. The record is from the annotation of a GenBank genome assembly. NCBI's taxonomy places the organism in Eukaryota, Metazoa, Platyhelminthes, Cestoda, Diphyllobothriidea, Diphyllobothriidae.
AUGGAUCACCUGACUGCGCUCUUCCAGGAGAUGUGGCGUCAAGGUGAAGUCCCGCAAGAUUUCAAGGACGCAACUAUCGUGCACCUAUACAAGCGAAAAGGCAAUCGCCAAGUCUGCGACAACCACCGCGGCAUCUCCCUACUGAACAUCGCCGGGAAGAUCUUCGCUCGCAUCCUGCUCAACCGCCUCAACAACCAUCUGGAACAGGGCCUUCUGCCGGAAAGUCAAUGCGGCUUCCGUCGUCAUCGUGGGACCACGGAUAUGAUCUUCGCAGCCCGCCAACUUCAGGAGAAGUGCCAGGAGAUGCGGACCCACCUGUACUCUACCUUCGUGGACCUGACGAAAGCCUUCGAAACGGCGAAUCGUGAAGGACUGUGGAAGAUCAUGCACAAAUUCGGCUGUCCGGAGCGAUUCACUCAGAUGGUGCGUCAGCUGCACGACGGUAUGAUGGCGCGAGUCACGGGCAACGGAGCUGUCUCAGAGGCAUUCGCAGUGACCAACGGAGUGAAGCAGGGCUGUGUGCUGGCGCCUACACUCUUCAGUCUCAUGUUCUCUGCCAUGCUGAUGGACGUCUACCGCGACGAACACCCCCGGAUCCGCAUCGCCUAUAGAACGGACGGUCAUCUCCUGAAUAACCGGCGCAUGAACUUCCAAUCACGUGUAUCCACAGCCACCGUGCACGAACUCGCCGGCGACUGCGCCCUGAACACCACCUCUGAAAAGGAGAUGCAACGGAGCAUGGACCUAUUCUCCGCCGCCUGCGAGAACUUUGGGCUGGUCAUUAACACGCAGAAGACUGUGGUGAUGCAUCAACCGCCACCCAACUCAGCCACAGCCCCCAACGCGCCGCAAAUCAACGUGAAUGGGACUCAACUGCAAGUGGUAGAGAACUUCCCGUAG